AUGCAGAAAAUGAUGUCAAUUAUAGCACGCAGAGGCUUCAAGCAAACACUAGACAAAGCAACUCGUUUGAUAGAUGCUUCACCUUCACUUCUUCAAGAAAAAGCAAAUUAUAAAGGAGAAACUGCGAGGGCUGUUAUGGGCGGUGCUAUAGCAACUUCAACUCUUCUGGGAGUGCCUUUGGGACACAAUGGAUCAUAUCACGAAGGUCCGACAUUUGCUCCUCCUCUAGUUAGGGAGGCCAUUUGGAAUGAUAGCACAAACUCAACAACUGAAGAAGGCAAGAAUUUAGUUGACCCGCGUGUGUUUGCGGAUGUGGGCGAUAUCCCUAUCCAAGAUCUACGAAAUUUAGGAGUCAAUGAAGACAAAUUAAUGAAUUUUAUUAGCGACUCUGUCAAGAUAGUGAUGGAUCAUGCUCCAUUGCGUCCCUUAAUUGUUGGAGGUGAUCACUCAAUAUCAUAUCCUAUUGUUAGAGCUGUCUCUGAGAAACUUGGAGGACCAGUUGACAUUCUUCAUUUUGAUGCACAUCCGGAUCUCUAUGAAGAUUUUGAUAAUAAUUAUUAUUCACAUGCUUCACCCUUUGCUCGAAUCAUGGAGGGUAAAUAUGCCAAUCGAUUAAUACAGGUUGGUAUACGAUCAAUAAAUGAUGCUGGAAGACAACAAGUCGAAAAAUACGGAGUAGAGAUACAUGAAAUGAGACAUUUUGCAAAAGACCGCGACUAUUUAGAGAAUCUGUUCUCUUUCUCCUAA
Messenger RNA from Lathyrus sativus (Indian pea), 747 nucleotides. NCBI's taxonomy places the organism in Eukaryota, Viridiplantae, Streptophyta, Magnoliopsida, Fabales, Fabaceae. The record is from the annotation of a GenBank genome assembly.